AUGCAUGUCAGAUCCACAUGGGUAAAUUGUAAGAUUCAAAUAAUACAUAAUUGCCAUUAUUGUAAAGUAAUCUUGCAUAAUUUAAAAAGGGAUUGAAUACCUAGAUAACAAUGCAAUACAUUACAGACCCAUAUGCAUGUGUGGAUUGAAAUGCAAGGGAAAUAUCAUGAUUUUCACAUCAUUAAACGAACACAUGAUAGAUGUAUUAUAUGAUCAACACUGUUUCAUUGCAGCCUGGUUGUAAAGUCUCUGUAAUGUUACAAGGAGUUACAAGGAGUGGAAUGUUCGCUAAACAGACUACAGCCCAGACUAGUUCCAUUCAAUACAUACACGCACGAUUUUCAUAGCUUUGGGUGUCCAAAAGAUAAUGAGUUCACAACUUUCUCCAAAUGCAGAUAAAUGCUGGCUUCUAGCUAACAUCAAGUAAAUUAGGUACCAGUGUUGUGCUGAAAAUCCCCCUGCCAGAAUACACCCCCGCCUUCUAAUUUCCUUCAUUUUGUGGCUUGAGUCAAAUACUUUCGGUAUUCGGGGCGGGCGCUGAAGGGGGGGGGUUCCGCCCAGGGCGCCAUACAAGCUAGAACCGCCACAUACACUUGAAACAAAUAGCCAAACUGAAAACUGCAGACAAAAAUGCUUUCUGCUACUAAGAUCAGUGAAAUGUAGGCUAAACUGACAGAGUGAAGAGCAGAAAUGUCAGCUAGCAAGCAAGUCACAGUAACGAAGAACGCGAAGGGGGGAUUCUGGGGGGAGAUUUUCGACACAACACCUGUGCAGAAGCAAAGGCUACGUAUGUAUUACAGGAGCCAUGCUUUUACUCCUCGGUUUGCUCAGAGCCUGAUGAGGAGAGGCUACUAUAGUUGUGUAUGGCAGUCCAGACGGCAGCAUCAAGCUUGGCUUUGUAUUUGUAUCCAUUCCAUGCAGUCACUAAAAGAGAGACAACCAGAAGAAUUGUGUCCAGAGACUUGUCUUCCACCUACACAUCACCAGAACACAACGCAGAAAGGAACAAGUGUGGGUGCCGAGCACUUUCAGGCCUACCUCCUUGAAUGGUUGGUUGGGUGGAAUGAGGACCGUGCUGAAGCUGCAGCCGAGGGGGGCGCACAGAAGCAGACCCUGCACUGCUAUGAUGGUGUAGCUCAGUACGCCAUCAUUGAGCUGAGCCAGAAGCUCCUGGGCUGCAGUCUUGUGAAGGAAGGCCUGCAAAGUACACUGGGGAACUCAUUGGGGUCGAGUAUCUCUUCUCCCAGACCCAUGGUGACCAGAGGUUGGAGUCCAACCUCGGUAAGGACCCAGACGGGACACCUGAUCUAUUUGAGGGAGAGGAGGAUGACCCCACCAUGUCCUUGCCCGACCUCGAUGACCGUCUCCCACCAGUCCCUCCACUCAGGAAGGCCACUCCACCGCCCACUCAACCCAUCCCAGGUACCUGUCGUCACACCCCCUGAUGACACUGCACCAGCUGCCAGUCAGGACCCGGAGGAUGAUGAGUACAUAGGACUUGAUGGGGUUAGUGGAUACCAGCACGUGGUCCUCCUGGCCACUAGUCAGCCACUGCCACCUCUACCCAGUCUGUCUUCCACCUCUCUCCCUAUAACGCCAGUCUCCCAAGAUCUGCCCUCAACCUCCACUCCUCUUCCCCCUCCUGCUGGUGGACCAAAGGUCUCCAGAACCACCGAAUGGAGGAGGAGGAAGAAGCUGGAGUCUGGCAUUAAAGUCAGAGUGCACAAGCCAUAUGAAGGCUAUAAGUGCUCUAAAUGUGGCAAGCCUAAAACUUCUGAGUUUGGACACAUGGUUCUGUGAGAUUCUGUGCCGCUACCUCUGGUGGCCAAACUGUGGAGGAGUGGCUGGCACUCAUGAGGGCCCAGCAUGGUGCUAUAGCCAAGGCCAGUAAACUCUGACUGACUGGUGUUACAUUGUAAAGUAGUUUUUGUACGUAUGUUCUUUGUAAAAAAAUAAUAAAAAAUAUACGACAUUCA
Messenger RNA from Oncorhynchus nerka (sockeye salmon), 1976 nucleotides. RefSeq lists its product as uncharacterized. The record is from RefSeq and is a predicted model, not a curated record. The coding region runs from base 691 to 1800 and encodes 369 amino acids. Lineage: Eukaryota; Metazoa; Chordata; Actinopteri; Salmoniformes; Salmonidae. The transcript has 7 exons.